Molecule: messenger RNA, 738 nt
Organism: Danaus plexippus (monarch butterfly)
Lineage: Eukaryota; Metazoa; Arthropoda; Insecta; Lepidoptera; Nymphalidae
Gene: RpS25
Product: small ribosomal subunit protein eS25
Exons: 4
Coding region: 1-366 (121 amino acids)
Cellular component (GO): cytosolic small ribosomal subunit
Molecular function (GO): structural constituent of ribosome
Source: RefSeq, a predicted model, not a curated record
AUGGUGAGUCCGCCCAAGAAGGACGCAAAGUCUUCGGCUAAGCAGCCCCAGAAAACACAGAAGAAGAAGGAGGGAUCCAGCGGCGGCAAAGCCAAAAAGAAGAAGUGGUCCAAAGGAAAAGUCCGCGACAAGUUAAACAACCAAGUGUUGUUUGACAAGCCAACAUAUGAAAAACUGUACAAGGAAGUGCCACAAUACAAGCUGAUCACUCCCGCUGUUGUCUCUGAAAGGUUGAAGGUCCGAGGUUCCCUUGCGAGGCGAGCUCUCAUCGAACUUAGAGAAAAAGGCUUAAUCAAGCAGGUCGUCCAACAUCACGGACAAGUUAUAUACACAAGAGCAACCAAGGGUGAUGAUCCCGUCGCCUAAGUUAUGAUUUAAGUAAAAAAUUAAAAAAAAAAACACAGUUUUUCAUUUUCCUCUUCUCCAUGUUAAUGUUGUACAAAGUUAAAUAAGUUAUGAUUUACGAUUUUUUUUUUAUCUCAUCUUAUGUUUCUCAUCCACAUCAAAAACUGCAAAUUUGACAGUUGGGUACAAAUUCCUCAAAUGUUCUUUGAGCGCUAGAGCAUUUUCUUCAUUUGCCGUUUCGACUACAACAUUUGCCUGAAAGAUAAUAUUAGUAUUAUUUCCUGUUUGAGAAUAUUCUAAAUUCACUUUGAUAAUUGAUAUUUAUACAUAGUUAUUACAGUGCUCACGCAGCGUGAAACGCCUAUAAAGUAGUUAUUGACAUUAAAAAAUAUA